CCCUGGGAUUCAACCCCAGGCUGAGAAGAGCCAGUUCUUGACACAGUUUUCCCUCCUCAAAGGUGUUCUGCACCUCUGCUCCUGUCUCUACUCACUCGCUCCUUGACUGCAGAAGGAAGGAGGCUGAGAGGAAUUCUCCACCCAUGGGUUGGGGAGCAGGGGUUGUUGGCUGGCAGUACCAGGUUCUAAGGUGCCCCGGGGUAGAGGGUGGAGAGGUCCGCAGGUAAAGGCUGAACCAGCUCCUUCAAGGUGCCUUUACUGACCCUGCAGCCCUUUCCUCAUGAAGCCCAGGUUUUUCAUGGAGGUUUUAGGGAUCUGCUCUUCAUACCCGCUUCAGGGGGCCCUAUUGGCUCUUGUCUCACUCUCUGGGCCCUGUUUAACCCUAAGCAGCAAUGGAAGGAAUGACACCAAGGAGGAUGUCUUUGUUCACCAGACAGCUAUUAAGAGAAACAACCCCAGGAAGUUUCUGCGCAGCGUUGGGGAUGGGGAGACCGUGGAGUUCGAUGUCGUGGAAGGAGAGAAGGGUGCAGAAGCUGCUAACGUAACUGGGCCUGGGGGGGUGCCAGUGAAGGGCAGCCGCUAUGCCCCCAACCGACGCAGGUUCCGCCGAUUCAUCCCCCGGCCCCGCCCAGCUGCCCCGCCACCCAUGGUGGCAGAGGCUCCAUCAGGUGGAACAGAGCCAGGCAGCGAAGGGGAGCGUGCUGACGACUCCGGGCAGCGGUCCAGACGACGGCGCCCACCACCCUUCUUCUACCGACGGCGCUUCGUGCGAGGCCCUCGGCCCCCCAACCAGCAGCAGCCCAUAGAGGGCACGGACGGGGUAGAACCCAAAGAGACAGCCCCGUUGGAGGGAGACCAGCAGCAGGGGGAUGAGCGGAUACCCCCACCCAGAUUCCGGCCCAGGUACCGAAGGGUCCUCACUUCUUGCCCCAGGCCUUUCCGCCCCAGGCCACCUCAGCAGCCCACCACAGAAGGUGGGGAUGGCGAAACCAAGCCCAGCCAAGGCCCCACGGACGGCUCCCGACCUGAGCCCCAGCGCCCACGAAACCGCCCCUACUUCCAGCGGAGACGGCAGCAGCCCCCGGGACCCAGGCAGUCCACAGCCCCAGAGACCUCAGCCCCCAUCAACAGUGGGGACCCCUCAACCACCAUACUGGAGUGAUUCCAACUCAAAGGACACUCAGAGCCACCAUCUGGUAUCUGCCAGUUUUUCCAACUGACCUGUAUCUUACCCAGCACCUCCCUCCCCUCUUUCCCAUAAUUCAUGACAUCAAAACACCGGCUUUUCCCCCCAUUCCUUGAGACUCAGGAGGGCCAAAGCAACAGCCUUUUGCUUUUUUUUUUCCUCUCUCCCUUACCAAGGGUUGAAGGAAGGGAUCCAUCCUUAUUGUUCAGAGGCAUCAACUCCCUCCCCUAAAUCAGGCUGAGAAGGAACCAGCCAGCUCUUCCCUCCUCCUGGUUGUUUUUCUUUCCCACCCCAGUUUAUUUUUUGUUUCCCUGCUCCCCCUACCUCUGAAGCCAUUUUAUGAACUGUCAUGUGCCACCUGAGCCUCCAGUAAAAACAAAAACAGGCUUUCCUGUUG
Messenger RNA from Capra hircus (goat), 1583 nucleotides. It is a transcript of the gene YBX2, whose product is annotated as Y-box binding protein 2. Lineage: Eukaryota; Metazoa; Chordata; Mammalia; Artiodactyla; Bovidae. Bases 281 to 1162 code for a protein of 293 amino acids. The record is from RefSeq and is a predicted model, not a curated record. Gene Ontology annotation, cellular component: nucleus. Gene Ontology annotation, molecular function: nucleic acid binding. The transcript is spliced from 8 exons. Gene Ontology annotation, biological process: regulation of gene expression.